ACCUGCUCGUCCCUUCGCUCGAAGUUCUUAGGAAUUAACAAAUCUGGAAAUCACAUUUUCCAACUGUAGCAUUACAGUGCAAUUGUUUAUUCUUAAACUUCCCAUUAAGAAAGCUAAGUUUUUGAAAUUUGGCAUCUUUGAAAAUGUUAAGAGCAACGGCUCGUGGGGCCUGGAGAAAAGUGCAGAAGAAUAAAACAAAGUCAGAAGUUCGUCAGAGAAAAAGAAACCAUUCUCAUCUUUUUCAAAAGCAAUGCGUUGCCUGUUAAAUAAACGUCUGCAAUGAUUAUAUUAAUGGUUCAUCAGUUGGAGGGGUGGGAGACCUACAUACUCAAUGGGGUUAAAAGUUGAGGGUGAAGAAGAAUGUGCAGUCCCAAGACUGAGAAGGGAGGAUUACACCCACGUUCAACAUUGCAAAGUUUUCUCCAACUGGGCGGUUAUUAUUGGGCCAUCUGAUUGGGGAGAUCAUAAUUUUGGCAAGGAGGGAUCAGAAAGAUAUAGAGUGCACAGUCUUCCUCUAAGUUGCUCUUGUCCCGGUCUUUAUGAGCUUGGGAUAGCUUCCCCUAAUUCUGUUUUAGGCAGUAAAAGGCACAAACUCAAAUGCCAAGAUGUCGUAGUUGUCUACCUUGGCCAAGCUGACAACAUUCGAACGAGGCUUCAACAUUAUGGACGAGAUGGUUCUCAUUUGGAGGGAAAAUCUUCAUUCUCCCUUACUCAAAAGUGGAAUGUAUCCUUCCAACAAUCAAAAUGUUCAUAUGAUGAACAUGUCAAGCAAGGUCCAGGAUUGUUUACAGAUAUCUUUUCCAGGGGAUUUUCAAUUACAUUUCGGUGGGCUGCUAUGAACACGAAGGCCAAAGCAGAAGAAAGUGAAGCACGCCUACUGAAAGCAUUUGACUAUGCUUGGAAUAGAGGUGGAAAUGUUGCUAGGCGGCCUGAUGAUGUGCUUCUGAAGCUGAAAAAGCUUACAUCGCCAAGCUUGCCUCGCUUACUUCUACAAAGACUCGAAGAAAUACAAUGUAUACCAUUUGAGAAGAAAGCAGGAAUAAGAAUUGAAGGGGAGAAGCCAAACAAAACAGAGAAACAGACAAUACCCACGAUCAAUUUAAAGGCAUUUUCAUUCACAAGAAAUCGCCUUCGUACAGUAAAUAAUAUAGGAGAAAACAACAUAGACACCACUGGUACAAAUAUAUGCGGUGUGGUUAAAGAGGAUGGGAGUAUCUGUACUGAUACUCCUCUUAAAAAUAGAAAACGAUGCAUUCAUCACAAGGGACAAAAGAUUACUAAAGAAAGCAAUACUACAGUAAAAAUUGGUACGAAAGUUCAAGAAAACAGGGGAGAAGUUGCGAAAAAUAAAAAUGAAUGCGGGGUAGCUCUUGUGGAUGGAUCUACCUGUAGGAAUAUACCAGAUAAAGGUAGAAAGCGUUGUGACAUACAUAAAGGAAUGCGCCUGUGCAUGCAGGCAACGUAGGCGUUUCCUCUGAAUGCAAAACUAAAACUAUCCUGGUGUACUUGGAAAAUACAGCCAAUAUAUGUGUCUUAUGCAAAGCAAAAUAACUUUUUCAGUUUAUCAAUGAAUAUUUGCUGUAUUGCCGAGAUCUUCUCACUAAGGUUUCAUUUAAUUUGUGUGGUCUGGUGGGAUACCGAGUACAAUUGUUUGAAUGAAUGAUGUUCACAUUUUACUUUCUUUUCAUGUAUGCUAUUUAUUUGAGAAUACAUUCUUUGGUCCAUUAUUAUAAA
Cryptomeria japonica (Japanese cedar) is the source of this 1734-nucleotide messenger RNA. Its product is annotated as protein EFFECTOR OF TRANSCRIPTION 2. Bases 332 to 1465 code for a protein of 377 amino acids. Gene Ontology annotation, molecular function: DNA binding. Gene Ontology annotation, biological process: regulation of DNA-templated transcription. Lineage: Eukaryota; Viridiplantae; Streptophyta; Pinopsida; Cupressales; Cupressaceae. The transcript is spliced from 3 exons. The record is from RefSeq and is a predicted model, not a curated record.